Molecule: messenger RNA, 1796 nt
Organism: Nicotiana attenuata
Lineage: Eukaryota; Viridiplantae; Streptophyta; Magnoliopsida; Solanales; Solanaceae
Exons: 13
Coding region: 102-1289 (395 amino acids)
Source: RefSeq, a predicted model, not a curated record
UUGGAGAACUAUAAGGUAUUUCCGUCAAUAUAAGCAAAUUCCAAUUUUGGCCAUCUGCUUUCCCUGGACCGAGCAGAACAGAGCAGACUCUGUCCGCAACAAUGGGUACUGCCGGAGCUUCCUACUCCGUUCAGUUGAGCCACCAAUUCCACCGGCGGCCACUUCAUCUUGGCUAUCUACGUCAACCUCCCUUUCUUCUCCCUGUCACUUGUCUUCUCGCUACUUCCUCUAGUCACAAGAUUAUCAAAUUAUAUUUCCGUCGAAGCUCCGGCUCAAGGCGACUGGUAAAUCCUCCCCGCGCCGUGCUUUCAAGUCAGUCUCAAGGAGGGAGCGGCAGCAGUGAAGUUGACCCGGAUCUUCGGUCCGUGCUUGAACUCGCGACUGAUUCCGAACUCUACGAACUUCAAAGAAUUUUAUUUGGUCCAAGUUACUUCAGCCCAUUGUUGAAGUCAGUAGCAAAGAGAGAUGAAAUUGACUACAUUAUGAUUGGAGAAGACCUGGAGGAGAGGGAGGAGUUUUUGUCGAUGCUUGAAUCGAGAUUUUUAUACCUUGCAGCUGAUGCUCGCUCCACAUUGAGGGGUAGGAGACCAUCAUAUAGGGAGGUAUUGCUUGGUGUCAGGGAAAAAUUAAGUAUAAGGUGUUCAGCCAAAUUGUCUACAGAGGACCUGGAGGCAGAGAUUUUUCUUCAUCUGCUGCAGGAGUACUCAAGCUCGAAAGAGAGCUCAGAUGAUUCUGAUGGGCAUGGUAAUCUAGAGUUUGGGCUUAGUAAGUGGAAGGUGCAAGCAGUUGCCGCAAUAAAAGCUGGGGCUGAAGGAGCCCGUUCAGUAAUAUUAAAGGGUGGCGGGGUGCUAACAUUGGGGAGGAUAUACAACGGGACCGUGUUUACUGCUUUUCUAGUUAGCCAGGAGAUUUUCUGGAAAGAUGCUAUUGGAGGCUGCCAACUAUCAGAUAAGGUGGAGAAGUGGCGGCUCUUAACCUGGAGUCCAGAUUGGCCAUGCUGGCGGCAAAAAAAGGGCUUAGCAGGUGCUGCCUCCCGUUACUUUGGCCUAAGGAGCAUGAUGACAUUUCUUGGUCCAAUCAUCAUUUGUAGACAUUGCUCUAUCAUCAAAGAACUCCUCUUUUUCCAUAAAGAGAGCUACUGGAACAACAAUCCUCUUCCUUCAGUUGUAGGAUCCAUAGCAGACAUCUUGCUCCCAUUCAGGUCAAUCCACUAUGCUCGAUGUGUUUAUCUGGACCAGUCUGUGGGGAACACUUCUAGCAGAUGUUGUCAUUCAGAUGCUUGGAACUGAUUAUGCUAGAAUCGUCCGAGCAAUUUAUGCAUUCGCACAGAUCCGAAUCACCCGCACAUACAAAACAUCUGAUGUUCAGUAAAAAAGCUUACUUAGAGGUUGAACUCUAAAGCUUGCGGCACAUGGCACACUGGGAUAUUAAUAGGCUAUUUGGCUUGAAGGUGGUUCUCUACUUGUGCAUAUUAGCUAGUGGAGAGAAUGUUCCCUGCAGUGCUCAGAAGGGCUUGUCCUUCAUUGUACAUACGUUUAGGGUGGAAGAUAAGUCUCUUCACUAGUUUGAGAGAGGCAUAAAGCCUCCUUGAACUUGUAUUUUCGUAAAUAUCUAGAUUACUGACUAAAGAAAAUGCUGUUGUUAGUGGUAAAAAUAUGAAAAAGGAUACCAAAACAGGUUGCUGUAAGAUUCUGUUGUGUAUUGCCAGGGUUUUGUGAGGGUUGAUGUUACAAAAUUUUGUUAUUUAAUUGUUCUGGCCUACGUAGCUUGAGAUAUGAGAGCUUUACAUUUUCAUA